Xenopus laevis (African clawed frog) is the source of this 894-nucleotide messenger RNA. It is a transcript of the gene ccdc138.S, whose product is annotated as coiled-coil domain-containing protein 138-like. Bases 468 to 743 code for a protein of 91 amino acids. The record is from RefSeq and is a predicted model, not a curated record. The transcript is spliced from 2 exons. NCBI's taxonomy places the organism in Eukaryota, Metazoa, Chordata, Amphibia, Anura, Pipidae.
GGCCCUGUCUUUAUCACUUGCCCUAAAUAACAAACAUAAGACCAUUUAUUGCAUUACCCUCAAUCUCUUUAAAAGUGCAGUGCUUGUUUUGUAUCCGUGGUAUAAAUAGUCUAAAAUGCACCUAUAAGCUGUCCCUCAAGUACUUUUGUCUGCUUUUUUACAUUUUUCUUUUCAAGUUUUCCAUUCAGUUCUUAUUUAUCAGAGCAAUGUCUUUGAAAAUUGUAUUUUUGUGUACCAUGCCUUAUGGUUAUAAAAAACAAAACCAGAUCUUGGCAGCAUCUGUAUUCAAAAUAUAUUAUCAGUUAAAACUUUCAUCGUCCAUGUGUGCUUUAUACUUUAUAGAUCAUCUGUUGAGACAGCCUAAUUUACUCUUUUGAUGUAAAGAGAACACAGACGCAGACUAUAACAUUGUGUCUGCCGCACAGGUCCCUCAUAAUGUUCAAGUAUAUGAGCUUUUAACUGCGUUAAUGGACUGGAUCUCUGAUGUGGAGAUUAGCAAUCCUAAAUCAGAAGAGAAUAGAAGCAGAGGGAAAUCCUUGUGCAUAAAUCAAUUGCCUGCAAACUAUGCUCAGGAAAAGUGUGCCAAGUCAACUAUGGCUUCAACCCUACGAAGACUUGGUGAAGAAACAUUCAAAGGAGUGACGCAUAAACCCACAGAGGAGGCCACAGACAACAAAAUUAAGCAUGCAUCAUUCUAUAAAAGCAGUAACUUACCACUGAGAUUCUUAUCAACUUUAGUAUGAUUUUUCAUCUGGUAAAUGUCCUAUUUUCUGUUAAAGCCCUUUUUGCAUACACACUUUUCAAUUUUACUCUACAGUGGUUAGCUGUUUAGUUGUAAUAUUUGUGUGUAGGCAGCUAUCUCAGGUCAUUUUGCCUGAUCAUGUGCUUUCAGAA